GAUUCCAGUCAAGAGGGUUUUGCACCUUCCCCGCACCACUGUGUCGCGAACCUUCUUGUUGUUACCUAACAAGCUGGUUCCUUGACUAAUAGAAACGGGUCCGGCAGCCUUCCGCCGGCCUUCCACCACCCUGCGAGACCAGACCAUAGUCUACUGAGCUCCGCAUCGAAUCACGGACCCCGACCCGUCCGGGUGCUGCCUCCUUCUCCAACCGGCCUGUCGCCAUCUCAGUGCAGCAUCGCGCACCUGACCGGCUGGCAAUUUCCCCCCGGACCACGUACCGCCAAGCCCCUGUCGGCCUCCACCACCCCUGGCUCUUGCUCGUUCCAUGGCGGUCUCCAAGCCAAGACCAACCGCAGACCGUCUGCAAUCCCUUCGGUCCCCGGACUACAAAGCCAUGGCGGCCGACGAACAAGCCCGGCCUCGCACCCCGGACCGGGCAUCUCGCUCUUCCUUCUCAUCCAUCCGCGAAGACGAAGACACGCUUCCCCAGACCUUCUCCCGCUCCAAAGUCUCGUCCUACUUCAGCCUUGAGAGUGAAGACGCCAUCGACGACUCAUCGUCCAGACCGACCACCCCACGUACCCGCUCGGGCCGGGACAUCAACAUGAUCCAGACCCAGUUUCAACCUCCUGUCACUCAUCCCAACAGCAAGCUCCUCGGCUACUGGACCCCAGCAGACAGCUUCAAGGGCUGGAAGGGCAUCCAGGUCAAGGGCAAGCUCGCCAGCAAAAGCUUUGGCGACCUUCAGGUCUUGCAUCAGGUCUUCAGCGGCCCUCCGCCCAGGCCGGCCCAGCGUGGCCGGUGCAGACCCGGCGAGGCUCCGAUCGAGAGGCUGCCGGCAGAGAUCCUCAGCUCCAUCAUCAGCCUCCUUGUUAUUGAUGUGCCCACCAAUGGCCUCACGAGACGCAAUGUGGACUUGAUGUCGCUGCUGCGGACGUCGAGGACGCUGCACGUCGCGACCCUCAGUACCCUGUACAGCAAGAUCACCAUCCCCCACUCCCGGAUCUUUCAGAAAUUCCUGACCCACAUCGCCGCGCACCCAAACCUGGGCACCAUCGUGCGGCGACUCGAUUUCUGCCACUUUAACCCAUCGCAACUGUUCUCGACGGCCGCCGAGCGCUCGCAAGCACGUAACCUGACAUCGGAGACGCUGCUCCAGUGCCUGGAGCUCACGCCGCACCUCCAAGAGUUCCUUGCCCAGGAGUAUAUUGACGAUGAUCUGGACGCGGGCGUCCUACAGAAGUUGUUCCUUGGGCUGCCCCAGCUCAAGGCGGUGGACUUUUGUGGUUGCACUUCGAACCGCUUCAAGGAGGCCCUCGUCGCGAUCAUCUCGCCCAACUGGCCGAAGGAGCUGUCGAUCCGCCGUCUCUCGAUGCACAAGUGUCUGACACUGCCGUCGUCGGUGUUCGAAGCCAUCCUGCCACGGCUGACCCGACUCACCCAUCUCGACGUCGCCGGCACGCGCAUAACGGACGCGGCGCUGGCCUCGAUUCCACGGACCGCCAGGCUCACCCACUUGAACCUCGCCAAGUGCACGCUACUCUCGUCCCGGGCCAUCAUCGACUUCCUGGCGAACCAUCCGGCGGCCAAGGAGCUGCAGUUCCUGAGCCUGGCCACAGACGCCCGGAGCCACCAGGCCUUUGACGCCGAGAACAUCACCGAGCUCCUCCCGAUCCUGCCGAGGACCCUAAAGUCGCUCAGCAUCAAGGGCGCCAAGAUGGAGUCCUCGCACAUCGACCUGCUGCGCCCGCUCACAAAGCACCUAGAGGAGCUCGCGCUCGGCCGGUCCCUGACGCUGCAGGAUGUCAACCGGCUGUUCAUUCCCGACGGCAGCGACGACGAUGACAAGGCCGUAGCCAUGCAGGUCGACUGGGUGCCGCACACGCUCCGGUACCUCGACCUGUCUGACUUCUGGGGCGCCGCCGAGCUCGACCUGGUAUAUCUCUUUAGCAGCGCCUGCGCGGUCCUGAAGCCCUACUCGGAGCCGCUCGAAGUGGUCGAGCUGGCCGAGGAGGCCUUUCGGCGGGUCGGAAAGUCGGCGACCACGCUGCAGCGCAUAGGCUGGCGCCAGUCCGAGUGCGGCAACCGCGGCUGGCUCGUGCGCAAUCCCACCGGCCCUAGGGCGGACGAUGGGCGCCGCGGGUGGAAAAUGGGCGCCGAGUCCUGGGGCAUGCGGAAGAUUCCCGUCGCGAAGGCCGAGGUGGGCGGCAUGUAUGGGUCGUUCAUGUUCGGACGGAAGCUUUGAUCAUAUAUUUGGGUUC
This is a messenger RNA of Chaetomium strumarium, 2264 nucleotides long. RefSeq lists its product as uncharacterized. NCBI's taxonomy places the organism in Eukaryota, Fungi, Ascomycota, Sordariomycetes, Sordariales, Chaetomiaceae. Gene Ontology annotation, cellular component: cytoplasm. Bases 329 to 2248 code for a protein of 639 amino acids. The record is from RefSeq and is a predicted model, not a curated record. The transcript has 2 exons.